AUAAACUUUGGCAUUCACUCUCGUUCUCUUCUAAAACCCUGGCUCUCUCUUAAAACCUAGAAAAAAUCUCUGCAAAGAAAUCUCUCUAAUGGCGCUCUCCUCGCUGCGAGCUCGUCGAGCGCUAGGUUUAACAUCUUCUCUUCUUAAAACCCAUCGCUCAAUUUCUGCUCUCACAUCUUCAUCUUCCUCUAUUUUACAAUCCAGCAUAUUUACUCCAUCAUCAUCAACAUCAACUAAUGUUCCAAUAAACCCUAAAAAUGUUCAAUCCCAUUCGUUUCAUUCAUCAAUACCAUCUCUAUCAUCAAGAUCAUACAAUAACAACAAUUAUGAUGAUAAGAUAGGACCAGAUGAAAUUUUGUUUGAAGGCUGUGAUUAUAUGCAUUGGCUUAUUACUAUGGAUUUCCCAAAAGAUCCUGCACCUACUGCUGAAGAAAUGGUUGAGACUUAUGUUCAAACCCUAGCUGAGGUUGUUGGAAGUGUGGAAGAGGCGAAAAAAAGAAUGUAUGCUUGUAGCACCACCACAUACCACGGAUUUCAAGCUGUUAUGACAGAGGAAAUGUCAGAAAAGUUCAGAGGUUUGCCAGGAGUUGUUUUUAUCUUGCCAGAUUCAUAUAUUGAUCCAAAAAACAAGGAAUAUGGAGGAGACAAAUACAUCAAUGGGGAAAUCAUACAUCGUCCUGCUCCGGCUCACUAUGGCCGGGAGGGAGGAAGAUUUAAUCGAAAUGAGCGUCCACGGUAUGAUAGGCCAGUGCAACAAGGGGACCGACCUUAUGAUCGUCAAUCCCCUAUGCAAGGAGAUGGUAGAAACCAACCAAAUGAUCGUCAGGGAUUUACGCUAAGAGAUCCGCAAUUUGAUCGUCAGGCCCCUAUGCAAGGAGGUGGAAGGAACAUUGGGCCACAGCAAGGUUACCCACCACGACCAAAUUAUGAACAGGGAGGAAGACAACAACCAAAUUUUGGGCAGCCGAUGGCUGGGCAGCAACCAAAUGUUGAGCAGCCAAUGGCUGGGCAUCAACCAAAUACUGGGCCGCCGAUGGCUGGGCAUCAACCAAAUUAUGUGCCACCGGCAGGGCAACAACCAAACUAUGGGCAGCCAACAGGACAACCCACUUAUGGACAGCCAGCAUGGCAACAACCAAAUUAUGGACAGGCGGCAACGCAACCAAAUUUUGUGGGAGGAGCACGGGAACAAUCAAAUUAUGGUCAGGCAUCAGGUCAGCAAUCAAAUUUUGGGCAGAUGGCAGGCCAACAACCUAAUUAUGUACAUGCUCCAGUCCCAGGAGAGCGUGUAGAUGCGGGUUUUGCUCCUGCAGAUGAUAGAGGAAAUUAUGCUCCUCAGCAGCGAAGGGAGUAUGCACCAGUUGAGCAUAGGGGUUUCAGAGGGGAUGAUACGAAUUUCAGUCCAUCUCGUGGAGGAUUUGGAGGCGAGGCCUCGGGUUUUGAUCAGGGUUAUUCUGGAUCUGGAGCAGGGCAAAAAUUUUCAGCCACACAGUCAAAUAACAUGCAGGAAGAGCAAAGGGGUUACAUGGGACAACAAGGCAUGAACGGGAAUAAUACGAGGGAUCAAUGGUAGGAGGACUGAGUGACACUUGAAGAAAGUUCAGUAAUAUAAUUGAGAUAAUGGUAGCGAAUUAGAGUUUUAGCUUACAUUAAUGAUGUGCUCUUGUUCAUUAGAUGAUGGAAUUAGGAGCUUUUUGUUAUUGUUCUCAAAGUUUUAGCUUACAUUAAUGAUGUACUCAUGUUCAUGAGAUGAUGGAAUUAGGAGCUUUUUGUUAUUGUUCUCAAAUCUCAACUGCUUUCAGUUGAGCUAAAACUGUCAGGGGGAGAGUUUCAUCAGGUCCUUAUUUAGCUUGCUUUGGAGUUUGGGUAUGAGAGAAAAACUUCCAGAGAUAAAUUCAACUGAAAUCAUUGUAUAUUUUGAAACAGUUGAAUGGUAAUGUAUAAUGUGAGAGUUUGGUUAUUAUCA
Messenger RNA from Papaver somniferum (opium poppy), 1966 nucleotides. RefSeq names its product multiple organellar RNA editing factor 1, mitochondrial-like. The transcript has 5 exons. Gene Ontology annotation, cellular component: mitochondrion. Gene Ontology annotation, biological process: mitochondrial mRNA modification; cytidine to uridine editing. Lineage: Eukaryota; Viridiplantae; Streptophyta; Magnoliopsida; Ranunculales; Papaveraceae. Bases 89 to 1573 code for a protein of 494 amino acids. The record is from RefSeq and is a predicted model, not a curated record.